Cornus florida is the source of this 1886-nucleotide messenger RNA. Its product is annotated as cytochrome P450 CYP82D47-like. Gene Ontology annotation, molecular function: heme binding; iron ion binding; oxidoreductase activity, acting on paired donors, with incorporation or reduction of molecular oxygen. The transcript is spliced from 2 exons. The coding region runs from base 61 to 1635 and encodes 524 amino acids. Gene Ontology annotation, biological process: defense response to other organism. The record is from RefSeq and is a predicted model, not a curated record. Lineage: Eukaryota; Viridiplantae; Streptophyta; Magnoliopsida; Cornales; Cornaceae.
AACUAUAAGAAGUACAGAGAUAUGGGAGUUAGCUAACACAAACUGAGUCUCACUCUCAUUAUGGAUCCUCUUCUCCCCUUCCUCCUAACUUCUGUCACCGGCCUCGUUGUCUUGCUAGUAUUUUUGUACACAAAGAAACAAUCUACUAGAAGGAAGAGCCAUGGUGUGCCUCAAGCUGGUGGUGCUUUGCCUAUCAUAGGCCACUUGCAUCUCCUGGCUGGUGGUCAGCUGUUACACAAAUUGUUGGGAGCUCUGUCAGAUAAGUACGGACCGGCCUUCACUCUAAAGCUCGGUUCGCAUGAAAGUCUGGUCAUCAGCAGCUGGGAGAUGGCCAGAGAGUGUUUCACUGUCCAUGACAAGGUUUUCUCCACCCGGCCAAGCAUAACUGCUUCAAAGCUAUUAGGUUAUGACUGCGCCAUGUUUGGCUUCGCGCCUUACAGUCCUUACUGGCGUGAGAUGCGCAAGAUAGCCACGGUGGAGUUUCUGUCUAACCGACGGAUUGAGAUGAUCAAGCACAUAAGAGGCUCGGAGGUGGACACUUCGAUAAGAGAACUGUAUGAGCUGUGGGUCAGUAAGGGAAGCUCGAAAGGUGGAGUUUUGGUUGAAAUGAAGAGAUGGUUCGCAGACUUGACACUCAACGCGGCGGUGCUAAUGGUGGGAGGGAAGCGGUACUGUGGGAGCAAUGAUGAUUGCGACGAAGGGGAGAGGCGAAGGUACAAGAAGGUUAUGAGGGAUUUUAUUCAGCUGUUUGGGGUUUUUGUGAUCUCAGAUGAAAUUCCGUUCCUUGGGUGGUUGGAUUUGGGAGGAUACAAGAAAGCUAUGAAGAGUACAGCGAAGGAACUCGACGCUCUGAUCGGAGGGUGGUUGGAGGAGCACAAACAGAAGAGGCUGCUCGGUGGAAAGGGCGAAGGAGAGCAGGAUUACAUGGAUGUGAUGCUGAGUAUUAUUGAAAAUGCAAAAAUUUCUGAAUUUGACGCUGAUACCAUCACCAAGGCUACAUGCCUGAAUUUAGUCUUAGCAGGAAGUGACACCACAAUGGUUACUCUCAUAUGGGUCCUAGCUCUACUUCUAAACAAUCCACGCGUGUUGAAGAAGACACAAGCUGAGCUCGACACCCACGUAGGCAAGGAUAGACAGGUGGACGAAUCGGACAUUACGAAACUUGUCUACCUCCAAGCUGUUGUGAAGGAAACCAUGCGAUUGUACCCAACGACCCCACUCAUUGGUCUUCGGUCUGCAAUGGAAGACUGCACCUUGUCAUGCGGCUACAAGGUGGUAGCGGGAACACGGCUAAUGGUGAAUGCGUGGAAAAUUCACCGGGAUGAGAGUGUGUGGUCUGAGCCACUCGAGUUCAGGCCGGAGAGGUUCCUGACAACACAAAAGGACGUGGACGUGAGGGGUCAGAACUUCGAGUACCUUCCGUUUGGCUCAGGGAGGCGCUCGUGCGCGGGAAUAACGCUUGCGCUCCAGACCGUGCAUCUCACACUGGCUAGCUUGCUGCAGUGCUUUGAUGUAGCCAAGCCAUCCCACGAAGAUGUGGAUAUGAGCGAAAGCCCAGGACUCACAAAUCUGAAAGCAACACCACUUGAAGUUCUACUUACUCCACGUCUUGAUUCCAAGUUCUAUGGACACUGAACUUGAAUGAUUACAUAGACAAAACCACCAAUCUUGUAUUACAAUAAAUAUGGUCUUUUGUCCUUUUGAUUGCAUAUUCACAAAGUGUAGUAGUUUCUACAAUUUCAUAUGAGCAUAGCUUGACCUUAUUGGUCAUAACCAUGGGCGGUUGGAUGUAACUCGGUCCUUAGGCAAAAAAAAAAAAAAAAGUGGUCUUUUUAUAUUAUAAUAUGUAAUAUAUUAAUUAUUAAAUAAUAAGUAAUUGAAAAUCA